Messenger RNA from Cavenderia fasciculata, 951 nucleotides. RefSeq lists its product as uncharacterized. The record is from RefSeq and is a predicted model, not a curated record. Bases 1 to 951 code for a protein of 316 amino acids. NCBI's taxonomy places the organism in Eukaryota, Evosea, Eumycetozoa, Acytosteliales, Cavenderiaceae. The transcript has 2 exons.
AUGGCAACAAAGACGAUAAAUAUAACUAAAUUAUAUCACCCGGUUAAAGCAAUCAUUGGGUUUAGAGCAUCGAGUGAUAUGUGUAAUCCAUUCUUGGCAGAGUAUGAGAAGAGUUCGGUUACACAGAGUUUAAUGUGUUCGAUCGUCUAUCCAAAAUCAGAGAUUGCCAAGCGAUUCCAAGCAGAGUACAAUCUCACCGACGACAAGUUUGAUACGCUUCGCAGCAAUAUCGAUGCUGUUGGAGGCCGUAUUAGAAAGUUGAAAUUUGAUUUUGGAUCGACUCAUCGUCGUGACUAUUGGGCCAUGUUUCUCAAGAAAUUCUAUCCUGGCACACAACAAACACUCAAUCAAAUGGCCAAGGAUGAAGACGAGUACUUGAAAGUCCAGAAAAUAUUGGAGCAAUGGUGUCUCGAAAACAACAUAAAGGUUCAAUUCCCAAAGGUUCAAGGUGAGAUCCCUUGGGUUUUUGAACCUGAUCACGAGUAUAGAAUAAUCCAAAAAGAAGUAGUAGAAGGAGAAGAAGGAGAAGAAGGUGAAGGUGAAGGAGAAGGAGAGGGAGACAUUAAUGAACAACAACAAGAUGGACAACAAUUUGAAAGAACCGAAAAUGAAAACAGUGAUCACACAUCUCUUCGAUAUGGAAAAAAGACAAGAGACUUUGCCUCCCAUAAGAAACCUUAUGGUGCUGAUGCUGGUUACCAUGAUAGCUACAAUCCAUAUAUCAAGAGAGAUAGAUAUCAACAAAGAGGAGAAAAGUCUGAAGACAAUAAUAAUAAUAAUGAACAAGUUGAAAGAGACGGAAAUGAAUAUAGUCAAAAGAAAUUAAAAGACUUUGUAUUUAUAAAGAAUAGUGAUCGAAAACCCUAUAUCCCAAAGAGGGAGAGAUAUCAACAACAAAAAAACAAUAAUAAUAGUGGCAGUGAACCAACUCCAUUUGAAAAUAAGGAAUAA